Orussus abietinus is the source of this 947-nucleotide messenger RNA. Its product is annotated as WW domain-binding protein 4. Gene Ontology annotation, biological process: mRNA splicing, via spliceosome. Gene Ontology annotation, molecular function: zinc ion binding; RNA binding; protein binding. Gene Ontology annotation, cellular component: nucleus; precatalytic spliceosome. The record is from RefSeq and is a predicted model, not a curated record. NCBI's taxonomy places the organism in Eukaryota, Metazoa, Arthropoda, Insecta, Hymenoptera, Orussidae.
AUGAUGAACGUGGGUGUUGAAAUUCCUACCGGAAGGGCGGAUUACUGGAAAUCUCAAGGAAGAAAAUUCUGCGACUUUUGCAAAUGUUGGAUUGCUGACAACAAACCUAGCAUCGAAUUCCAUGAGAGUGGGAAAAAGCACAAAGAGAAUGUCAGCAAGCGACUUCGAGAAAUCCAUAAGAAUAGUGCCAAACAAGCUAAACAACACAAAAAGUUUGAGGAUGAUAUUAAGAAAAUGGAAAGCGCAGCUAUGGCAGCGUACCUUAAAGAUGUCGAAAACGAUACAAAGGAUAUGACCGCUAACAAAAUUAUUGAAGAAAAAUUAUCCAAAAUUGGAUAUUCCCAGUUUCCUCAAGACAUAGAUCCUUGUGAUCCGAUUUCUCAAAUGAAAUUCAUAACACAAAUUAAGGCGAGCUUGCAUCGAACUUCGGGGACUUCAGGAGUUGAAAGCGUAGAAAACAAGUCACAAGGAAAAGGUAGGCUUAGCAAAGGAAAAGGAAAGGGGAAAAAGUCACAGGAGGAAAAUCGGCCUAAUAAAGUGGGUGUUCAAAAAUUAUGGUACGAGGCUCUCAGUUCUGAAGGAUUUACAUAUUAUUGGCACAUAGAAACCAAUGAGUCUAUUUGGAAUCCGCCAGAAGAAGGUUACAUGACAAUUGCAGAGCAAGAAAAAGAAGUGAAAGAACAUGCUAUUCAAACCGAGUUUUUGAAACAAAUAGAAGAAGAAGAAGCAAUUAAAAAAGCUGAACAUUUUGAAGAGGAAAGGGCAAAUGCUGAGCGUGAGAAAUUGAAGGAACUAAGAAAACGGGAAAAUGAUCAAUCUCAAGAUCACCAGGUUGAAAGCAUUACUGCAGAAGGCAUCAAAGAAUCGGAACUUCCAUCGUAUAAAAAGGAGUGUACUAUUUCGAGGAAACCACAACCUUACGGCUCUUGGCAAACUGUUCAAUUUGU